CAGGCCAUCUCUGCUCACCACGGUCUCCACCUCGCCUUUCACCUACUCCUAGUACCCUCCACCUCCUCCUCCAUGCUUUCGCUUUCUUGGGCAGUCGAUUUGGUCCAAGCAACCAAGCUCCCGCGACGUCACGAUCUCGCCUCCCUCUUUUUCUUGCUUUGCCUUGCCUGCCUCCCUCUCCUGGCAGAUUUCUCAGCUUCCUCCUGACCUCCCGUGUUUCGCCCAGCCGACAGUCACCUCCUCCGUCUCCGUUCCUUGAGGUUCUUGGGGGCCAAGAAGCGAGGAGGGGAACCAACCAACCAACCUGGGCAGCUCAAUUCGUGGAAUGCUGCUGCGUCGCCUGCCUCCUAGACGAUGACACGUCAGGUGGCAAGUUAUCGUAAGCUGACAUUUGUGACAUGACAACAUCUGCAUCUCUCUUUGGUGAAGACCUGAUUAGAAGUACUAUAUACAUCAACAUUAACGCAUUGUAAUUCACUACGAAAGGAGAGCUGCUUUAACAAUGAGGGCAUGCAAGUUGACUUGUGCAAAUGACACUACAUGGGUAAACUAGCAGUCAGUUAAUCUAUGCUGGUGGCCUGGUGCAAGAGAAAAUGAGCGUGUAUUCAUUGAAAAGUCCAAAGGGUCCAUUGCUUCCUCUGCGAUCAGUUCUUGUCUUCUUAAUUGCAUUAUUUGGAUUCUAUGUCUGCUACUUCUCCUUUAACGAAAUAACUUUAGAAAGUAGAGAAAAUUUGACCAGUAGAGAAGAACGAAUAAGAAAUCUUUGUGGAAGACGUGCAAUUCCAAAUGAGCUAAAGAAAUAUGUCCACUUCCCAAAACCUACAAGUUUCAGCAGGGGGGAGUGCGCGUGUACUCCAGUUCGUUAUUUUGUUAUCAUUUCUAUGCAAAGAUCAGGAAGUGGGUGGUUUGAGACUUUGCUAAAUAGCCACCCCAAUGUCAGUUCAAAUGGCGAAAUUUUCUCGAUAAGAGAGAGAAGAGAAAAUAUCUCAUCUAUUGUUAGGACCCUUGAUAAGCUUUAUAAUCUGGAUUGGUACACCAGUGCAGCAAAAAAUCAAUGCACAGCUGCAUUCGGAUUGAAGUGGAUGCUGAAUCAGGGACUUAUGGACCAUUAUCAUGACAUAGUUAAUUAUUUAAACAAGAAGGGUGUUGCGGUGAUAUUUUUGUUCAGGAGAAAUGCAUUGAGGAGGGUUAUCUCUGUGUUGGCUAACGACUAUGACAGAAAAGCAAAGCAGUUGAAUGGCACCCACAAAGCACAUGUUCACUCAAAGGAGGAGGCUGAGAUACUCGCCAGGUUCAAACCAAAGUUGGACAUGCCAACUCUAAUUCCAAGCAUCAGAGGUGCUGAACAAUCCAUCAGAACUUGCCUGGAUCACUUCAGCAGCACGCGCCACAUGAUCCUUUACUACGAGGAUGUGAUCCGCGAUCAAAAUGCAUUGUCUCGAGUGCAAGAGUUCCUUGGGGUUCCGGUCAUGAGGUUGUUCAGCAGACAUGUGAAGAUCCACACGAGUCCUCUUCCUGACCUUGUUGAUAACUGGGAGGAAGUGAGUGAGAAGCUAAACGGGACAGAGUACGCCCAUUUUAUUGAUGGUGCAGAUUAUGACAAGUGAUUUGUUUGAUUCCAUCUUGAUCCAACAAAUGAUAUUUGUCUUGCACAAAAGAAGUUUUUUUUUUUUGCUCCCAAAAGCAUAGGGAUCUUUGUAGAAAAAAAUACUUCAAAAUUUACAGAAGGGAGGAAAGAAAUGGAGGAAUAUGAGUUUUGAUGCCCCUGUUAGAAAUUGUAUAGAUUCUAUGUUCUGUUUUGGGGGCAAAUUUUCGUUUCCAGGCGAUUCAUCUAUUAUGUACUGAUGACUGAUGAGCAUGAUCAAAAGGUGGCUUACAAUUGAGUUUCA
Messenger RNA from Oryza brachyantha (malo sina), 1889 nucleotides. RefSeq lists its product as uncharacterized. The record is from RefSeq and is a predicted model, not a curated record. Lineage: Eukaryota; Viridiplantae; Streptophyta; Magnoliopsida; Poales; Poaceae. Gene Ontology annotation, molecular function: sulfotransferase activity. The transcript is spliced from 8 exons. Bases 594 to 1607 code for a protein of 337 amino acids.